AACAUUUGUGGUGGCUAAGUGCAAUGAAUAUGUUAGAUAAAAUUAGUAUUUCUAAAGAAGAAACAAAACUAUUACAAGAGAGAAAUGCUCUUCUCGAAUCACAGUUAGCAGACUGUGGAAAAGUCCAAACAUCGUGCUCCGAAAACCUUGACUCCAUGCGAUCGAACUUGAACGCUCUGCAAGACCUGGUGGUCAAGUGCAGAGCCGUGCUCUCGAUUCACGCAGGUCAGACCUCCGGCCACCCAACGCCCCCCAUCAGUCCGGCAGCCGUACCGUCAUCACCAUCCAAAGUGGUGAACUUCCAUCCGCUGGAAAACGCUUUUGCAGCAGCGACAUCAUCACCACCACCACCCAUCAGUAGCCAUGCUGCCCUGAAAAGUGAAAUUGGACUGCUGAAAGCCCAGCUGGAUAUCUACAAGAGUGAUUUUGCCGAGGAACGAAUGGCGCGUUUGUCUCUGCUGGCGGAAAAUAAUCGCCUGGUGAGCCAGGUGCAACAGCUUCAACAACAGAACCGAACUCUUAUUGCCGAUGCAUUGAAUGGACACGAGGAACAACUAACAUACAGUCGGAGGUGCAGCCGAAUGUCUCAGGAGAGUGAUGGGACGGUGAUGGCAUCAACGGCACCAGCACCUGAUGAUCAAUCAAUCAAGGACGGACCAGGAGCUAAUUAUCAAGGGGAACGGAAGGCCUCACAGUGUCAGCACUGUAAUGGAGUGUUCAGCGAUAUUUACUCACUGGAAACGCACAUCGAUGAGUGCCCGGCAUAUUAAUCCAUGCCGAGACGAAAUAUCCUAUUUAAACCUUUUGAAUACUAUAUACAUAACA
Molecule: messenger RNA, 825 nt
Organism: Armigeres subalbatus
Lineage: Eukaryota; Metazoa; Arthropoda; Insecta; Diptera; Culicidae
Product: NF-kappa-B essential modulator-like
Exons: 3
Coding region: 24-770 (248 amino acids)
Biological process (GO): regulation of canonical NF-kappaB signal transduction
Cellular component (GO): nucleus; cytoplasm
Molecular function (GO): K63-linked polyubiquitin modification-dependent protein binding
Source: RefSeq, a predicted model, not a curated record